Molecule: messenger RNA, 2625 nt
Organism: Prunus mume (Japanese apricot)
Lineage: Eukaryota; Viridiplantae; Streptophyta; Magnoliopsida; Rosales; Rosaceae
Product: threonine--tRNA ligase, mitochondrial 1
Biological process (GO): threonyl-tRNA aminoacylation
Cellular component (GO): cytoplasm; chloroplast; mitochondrion
Molecular function (GO): threonine-tRNA ligase activity; ATP binding
Source: RefSeq, a predicted model, not a curated record
CUCCUCAAAAUCAAAUCAUUCCUAAUUUGCUUGAUAUCCACGCUGGCCCUGAGAAUAUAAGAAAGAAGGGCCAACCUGUGAGAGGAGGCCCAAACAAUAUCCAUAUGCAAUUGAGUUCUAAAACCUGGACAGCUGCUUUCUCAUUUCUUCUCCGCCGUAACUGCUACAGCAGCUCUUCUUAUUCACUCUCAGCUCCUCUUCUUCUUCGUCCUCUUCUUCUGUAUAGAAGCAACCACGCCAUGGUGCCCCACCCUAAAGACGACACUUAUCUCGCCGCCGUAAUUCCGAAGCGCAUUAAGCUCUUCGAGGCCAUCCAGGCCCAACAGCGCGCUCACCUCCAGUCCCUCCCCUCCGAUCCCAUCAAGAUAACAUUGCCGGGCGGGCAGGAGAAGGAAGGAAAGAGGUGGAUAACUUCGCCGUUUGACAUUGCCAGGGAGAUUUCGAAGAGUUUGGCUUCAAAUGCUUUGAUUUCUGAGGUCAAUGGGGUUCUGUGGGACAUGAACAGGCCUUUGGAGGGCGAUUGUACGCUUAAGAUCUUCAAAUUUGAAGACGAUGUAGGACGUGAUACUUUCUGGCAUUCUAGUGCUCACAUUCUCGGACAGGCUCUUGAGGUUGAGUAUGGAUGCAAGCUCUGCAUCGGUCCGUGCACUACUAGAGGAGAGGGUUUCUAUUAUGAUGCAUUUUAUGGUGAUUUGGGCUUGAAUGAUGAACAUUUCAAGGAAAUUGUAUCAGCAGCAGAGAAGGGUGUUAAGGACAAACAGCCUUUUGAGCGUAUUGAAGUAUCAAGGGAACAGGCACUUGAGAUUUUUUCUGAUAAUAAAUUCAAGGUUGAAAUCAUCAAUGAUCUUCCGGCAGACAAAACUAUCACUGUGUAUAGAUGUGGCCCGUUGGUUGACUUGUGUCGUGGGCCCCAUAUACCAAAUACAUCCUUUGUCAAAGCUUUUGCAUGUUUGAAGGCGUCUUCAGCGUACUGGAGGGGAAAUAAAGAUCGUGAAAGUUUACAGAGAGUUUAUGGAAUAUCAUAUCCGGAUAAGAAAAGUUUGCAGCUAUAUAUCCAGAAGCUUGAAGAAGCAAAAAAAUAUGACCAUAGACUGUUGGGUACAAAGCAGGAGCUCUUUUUCUGUCACCCACUUAGCCCAGGAAGUUGGUUCUUCCUCCCUAAUGGUGCUCGUAUAUAUAAGAAACUAAUGACAUUUAUACAAAAUCAAUACAUAGAGAGAGGCUAUCACGAGGUUAUAUCACCAAACGUGUACAAUAUGCAACUUUGGGAAACAUCUGGUCAUGCUGCAAAUUACAAAGAGAAUAUGUUUGUUUUCGAGAUUGAGAAACAGGAAUUUGGAUUGAAGCCAAUGAAUUGCCCCGGCCAUUGUUUAAUGUUUCAACAUAGGGUUCGCUCUUAUAGAGAACUUCCACUUAGACUGGCUGAUUUUGGUGUUUUGCAUCGGAAUGAGGCCAGUGGUGCACUGACUGGAUUAACACGUGUACGGAGAUUCCAGCAGGAUGAUGCUCAUAUCUUUUGCAGGGAGUCCCAAGUAAAAGAUGAAGUCAAGGGUGUCUUAGAAUUCAUCCAGUAUACCUAUGAUAUAUUUGGCUUCACUUUUGAUCUGAAGUUAUCAACAAGGCCAGAAAAAUACCUUGGAGACGUGGCAACAUGGGAGAAAGCUGAGGCUGCUCUGACAGAAGCACUAAAUGAGUCCGGCAAGCCCUGGCAGUUAAAUGAAGGGGAUGGUGCAUUUUAUGGACCAAAGAUAGACAUCAGUGUAUCUGAUGCGUUGAACAGAAAAUUUCAGUGUGCAACAUUACAGCUUGAUUUUCAGCUUCCUGCUCGCUUUGAGCUGUAUUACUCAGCAGAGGGUGAAGAAGGAAAGAGGGAGACACCGGUUAUGAUACACAGAGCUAUUUUAGGUUCUGUUGAGCGUAUGUUUGCUAUACUGUUGGAGCACUACAAAGGAAAAUGGCCCUUCUGGCUUAGUCCACGUCAGGCAAUUGUUUGCCCUGUCUCAGACAAAUCCCAACCUUAUGCUCUGGAGGUUCGGAAUCGGAUCCAUCAGGCUGGUUAUUAUGUUGAUGUUGACACAAGUGAUAGAACCAUCCAGAAAAAGGUACGAGAAGCCCAGAUGGCACAGUACAACUACAUUUUAGUUGUUGGUGAAGAGGAAGUCAAAACUGGACAGGUGAGCUUACGGGUUAGAGACAAGGGAGAUGUUACCGUAAUGAGCAUGGAAAAUCUACUUCAACAUUUCAAGGCCGAAGUUGAAGCUUUCCAUUAGGAUUUUGCUCUUUGAAAAAUGCUCAAAGCAAUCUUGGACUUCUACCCAGAUGGACAAAACAUAUUUGUGAUCCCAACUGGAAAUUACCUGUUAAUUCCUGCCACCACGUCAUGUACUUUUGGUUUACUGUUUGUUUUGUUUUGGGAUUCAAUGUAGGUUAAGAACUCUGUUGUUAAAUCAUCAAGAUAAAAGGAUUUUUUCAGAUUGACAAAAAAUUGGCGUGUCUCUAGUGUUGUUUGCUUUAGCUUUUGUACGAUGCACCGAACCUUGACAUGGAAAACUUCUGACUGUCGUACUUGAAUUAGGCGCUGAGCUUUUCUGCAAUUGACAUGCGAUUCAUUUUAUUUGAAAGAAA